Molecule: messenger RNA, 1473 nt
Organism: Symbiodinium natans
Lineage: Eukaryota; Dinophyceae; Suessiales; Symbiodiniaceae
Source: the annotation of a GenBank genome assembly
AUGACUCCAGCAUCUGCACGUGACGCGGCGGUCGCGCCCGGGCACUCUGAUCGUGAUUUGCUGCGUCGCCUUGUGGUGGUAGCGGGGCCCAGUUGGCCCAUUGGAGCAGUCAGCAGGUUAGUUGGCUUGGUUUCGGCGGCUGUGAUUGGGCGGCACCUGGACGAAGCAGCCCUGGCAGCAAUCGGCCUGGGCAACGUCAUCACCAACAUCACCGGCUUCUCCGCUCUUUGGGGUCUGUCUGCCGGCAUCUCGACGCUGAGCUCUCAGGACUGGGGUGCCGGCAACUUCAAGGCUGUUGGCAUCACGCUGCAGCGAGCUUUCCUUAUCCUGCUUUGUGUCGUCGACCUUCCCCUGUUGCUUGUUUGGCUGACCUCUGCGAAACUGCUGGUGGCCGCGGGCCAGCAUCCGGAUGUGGCGCACUACGUGGGCGUGUACAGCAGUGUGAGGACUCCGGGCUUGAUCUUCAUGUCCGCCAACUGUGUCCUUAGCCGCACUCUCUCUGCCCUUAGCAAUGUCCAGAUAAAUCUCUGGAUGAGCAUCAGCGCAGCCCUGCUGAACGUUUGCCUCAGCUUGGUGCUCAUCCCUGCCUUGGGCUUCGUCGGGGCACCGAUUACCGCGUGCAUUUGCGACGCCUACGAAAGCCUUGGUAUACUCCUUCUGGCGUCCCGGAACCCCGACUUCCGCAAAUGCUGGGGAGGCUUCACACGUGAGGCCUUCAGCUUCUGGGGCUCGUACAUGCGCAUCUCCUGCCCAGCUAUGAUGCUCAGUUGCAUUGAGUGGUGGACGUGGGAUCUCAUGUCUUUCCUUGCAGGCUUUAUCAGUGAGCUGGCACAAGCGGUUCAAUCUGUGGCGCCCGCAGUUGGCGACUUGCAGUAUUGCAUGGGCCAAGCCAUGGGAAAUGCAGCCAGCACCGUGGUGGGCAACAUGCUGGGUGAAGGCAGUCAUAGAGCUGCCAAGCGGGCGGCUCGUCUGUUGAUGGUCCUUGCCGUCGUCAUCAUGCUGGUGCAGCUGGUUGCCUUCCUUAUUCUUCGAACACAUGUGGCGAGGCUCUUCACAAGGAAAGAUGACAUUCUGGCAGGAAUUGUGGAGCUCUUGCCUUUUUCCCUGGCUUUCAGCUUCAUGGACAGCCUCCAGGCUGUCAUGUGUGGCGUACUGCAAGGUGCUGGGAAGCAAGACCUUGGAGCACGCAUCGUUUUCGUCUGCUACUGGCUGGUUGGGGUCCCGCUUGGGCUGGCCCUCGCCUUCGGUGCUUUUGGCAUUCGACUUGGGCUCCAGGGGCUCUGGAUUGGGAUGAUUGUGGCGGUUUUUGGUCAUGUCCUGCUCUUCUCAAUUGCGGUGGCCAACCUGAACUGGGAGAGCAUCGGGGAGCAGGUUGCGGGACGCAUCGCAGAGGGUGGAGCUCCUGGCGUCAGCUUGAUUGACGUCUGUCGAGAUGGCGAGACGCCUCCUCACGUCCCGACAUCUGCGGCUUAG